Molecule: messenger RNA, 1089 nt
Organism: Naegleria fowleri
Lineage: Eukaryota; Heterolobosea; Eutetramitea; Acrasida; Naegleriidae
Exons: 3
Coding region: 1-1089 (362 amino acids)
Molecular function (GO): GTPase activator activity; phospholipid binding
Source: RefSeq, a predicted model, not a curated record
AUGUCCCAAUUAAACUCACCACUCACUCCGAGCUCGACUGGUCCAACAGAACCUCUCUAUUCAUUGCCAGGAAAUGAUUCAUGUUGUGAUUGCGGAGCCAAAGUUCCUAGAUGGGCCAGUAUUAAUUUAGGAUGUUUAAUUUGUAUUAAUUGUUCUGGAGUGCACAGAAAAUUAGGAACUCACAUUUCACAAGUGAGGUCAACCACAUUGGAUCAUUUACCAUCAGAAGUGAUUGAACAAAUGAAACGCAUUGGAGGAAACACUAAAAUUAAUGAAUACUAUGAAGCUAAACCAAUCAAGAAUUAUCCAAAACCAACCGAAGACACAGAUCCACUCUAUCGAGAGGAAUACAUUCGAGCAAAAUAUGUAUUGAAAUACUUUGCAUUCGAUCGAGAGAAUGUCGCAAGUAUGGCCACUGGUGCUUGUUCUACUCCAAUCAAUUCAACUACUACCACAAACAAUUCAUCAUUCUCGUCAUUACCAUCCUCCUCCUCAUCAUCAUCAUCAUCAUUACUUGUGGAUUGGGAAAGUUUAAAACCCAUCCAUUCUCCAGAACAACAGCAAGAAAGCAAUACAACAGAAGGAGCCUUAAAAACAUCAUCAAGAAAGAGCUCUCUCUACAAGUCAUUGAAAAAGUUAUCAUCUUCAUCCUCCUUGAGUAAGGGAAUGGUUGAAUUUAUUGGAAUGUUGUCCAUUCAUGUGAAAGAAGGAAGAAAUCUCAUAUCGUGUGAUGUGAAUGGUUUUAGUGAUCCUUAUUUAAUUGUUGGAUGUGGACCUUCUCUGGAGGAUCGUUCCAAUAUCUAUCCAGGUCAAAUUGUCAAGACAAGUACCAAGCUCAAAACUUUAAAUCCAGUUUGGAACGAAACCAUUACUACAUGCGUGUGUGACAUUAAAACUGAUGUACUUCAUAUUGAAUGUAUGGAUUGGGAUCGUGUCAGUGAAGAUGAUGCAAUGGGUCACUUCUCCAUCACUCUAGGUGAUUUAUUUGGUACAAACGAUCCUGUAAAUGGGGUGACUAAAAUUUGUACAUUACAAGGAGUGAAAACUGGCGAGAUUGAAAUUGAAGUGAAAUUUAUCAAUUUGAAGUAA